CCCUUACUAGUCGCUAAUAGACUCCAUCACCAUAAACUUCAAGUCACACUCUCAAACAUGCUUAUUGACGACCAACUCACUAAAGUGCCGGUACCAACGAGCGGCGCCAAAGGAAUGACCGUUUUCGAAGCGCAAGACGGCCUUUGCAACAUCCUGAUCACAGGCGGUGGAGGAUUCAUCGGUUCCCAGCUUGCAUAUGACCUCGCCGAAACAUAUCCUGACUAUCGAGUGGUCGUGUUUGAUCUUUUCAACUACAAGGGCUCACUCAACAACCUCAAUAGCCACGUGCACAACCUGAGCAUCUUCAAGGGUGACAUUUUCAACGACGAGGACCUCAGCACGGCGCUCAUGGCGUACAGCAUCGAUGCCGUCAUACACCUCUCAGCGCAGACUUCGGUCGACGCGUCGCUCGCCACGCCGUACGAGAGUGCCAGGGCCAACGUUGUAGGCACCAACGUCGUCCUGGAGAACUGCCUCAAACAUGGCGUCAAGAAAUUCGUGCACAUGAGCAGUGCAGAGGUGUAUGGCAAGGCCGACGUUGGAGAAGAAGGGGUGUUCCGCGAGGACGUGUCGCCACGCCCCGUGAAUCCAUACGGGGCAAGCAAGGCAGCUAGUGAGAUGAUUGUCCACGGAUACCAGAAUAGGGGUAUCGAUACGUUCAUCGUGCGGGCUUCGAACGUGUAUGGGCCCAAGCAGUUCCCGGAUAAACUUAUCCCCAGGUCUGUCACGCUGCUGCAACAUGGCGAGAAGGUCACGAUCCACGGCACCGGAGAGGACGUGAAGCAUUGGCUCUACAUUAGCGAUGUGAGCAACGCUUUCAAUGUCAUCUUGCAUCGUGGCGUGCCUGGCGAGGUGUACAAUUUGGGUUCUCACUAUGCCUCUACUAAUUACAACCUCUGCUCGAGUAUAAUCAAAGCCAUUACAGGAGCACCAGACAUCGAGCAGUGGAUGAACAAGGUGCCUGGACGAGCCGUGGUGGGCAAACCGGUUGGCUUGGGGUUCAGCAAGUUGGAGGGAAUUGGCUGGACCCAGAAGGUUGCUCUAGAGGAAGGCGUGGAAGAAACGGUGAAGUGGUAUCGUGACAAUGCCGAGAAGUGGUGGGGGAACCUUCCGGGCAUCCUCGGCAUCCCCCCACGGAAGUCUUGUUGA
This is a messenger RNA of Cucurbitaria berberidis CBS 394.84, 1149 nucleotides long. Its product is annotated as NAD(P)-binding protein. Gene Ontology annotation, molecular function: oxidoreductase activity. The coding region runs from base 58 to 1149 and encodes 363 amino acids. Lineage: Eukaryota; Fungi; Ascomycota; Dothideomycetes; Pleosporales; Cucurbitariaceae. The transcript has 3 exons. The record is from RefSeq and is a predicted model, not a curated record.